Asparagus officinalis (garden asparagus) is the source of this 2109-nucleotide messenger RNA. RefSeq names its product pentatricopeptide repeat-containing protein At1g73400, mitochondrial. The transcript has a single exon. The coding region runs from base 173 to 1831 and encodes 552 amino acids. NCBI's taxonomy places the organism in Eukaryota, Viridiplantae, Streptophyta, Magnoliopsida, Asparagales, Asparagaceae. The record is from RefSeq and is a predicted model, not a curated record. Gene Ontology annotation, molecular function: protein binding.
CUCAUCGCACUCCGAUAAUAUAUCCGAACUCCAAAACCAAGCACAAAGGUGCAGCAAGCAAAACCCUAGCUUUGAAUUUUCCCCUAAAAACUGAAGAAAUCAGCGAAAUAGGUGCGUUUUUUAAACCUAUCUGAAGCUCAAAAUCAAUGCUUGUAUUAGAUUCUCCAGACCCAUGUGGCGUUUUCCCAAAUUUUGCAGAAAUUUGGUAUUAUUUUUACCCACAUCUCCAGUUUCUUCAAAUUUGGUCCCUUUAAUUAGGCCAUUCUCCUCUCCAUCUAAAGAAAUUUUUGUAUCGGGACCUCCCAUUUUAGAGAAAUUACAAUUUUCUCGGUUCUGUACACUCUCCUCACAUAAAGAUCUCAUCUUGGACCAACCCGUUAGUGAAAAUAAUGACCAGUUAAUUUCUGCUGCUGAUAGAGUAUAUGAAGCUAUCAUAUCAAACUCCAAUUCAAACAAGAGCUUGGAGGCAACCCUUGAUUCUCUAGGCUUAGAGUUGUCCACUGAAUUGGUGGACGAUGUCAUUAGAAAACUGCGGUAUGAAGAAAGACUAGCUUUGAGGUUCUUCACUUGGGCUGGGCAUCACCAUGAUUAUGCUCAUGAGAGACAAACUUAUAACUACAUGAUUGAUAUAUUAUCGAGUACUCGAUACAAGUUGAAGCAAUUCGGUGUUCUUUGUGAUGUCCUGGAUCAGAUGAAGCGAAAAAAUAACCAUUCCGUUUCAGUCGAGGCCUUAAUGAUCAUACUCAAGAAUUACACAGAAAAGCAUCUGACCCAUGUUAGGAGAUUCGCCAAGAAGAAGAAAAUAAAGAUCACGGCGCCAGAAGUGGAUGCAUUUAACAUGUUACUGGAUUCUCUUUGCAAAUGCAGUUUGGCUAGGGAAGCUGAGGUUUUGUUUCAUCGUGUGAAGAAAAGGGUCAGUCCAAAUGCUGAUACUUACAACAUUUUGUUCUUCGGGUGGUGUAGAGUUAGAGACCCGAAGAAAGCGAUGGAGGUGUUGGAAGAAAUGAUCGGAAUGGGUUUUGCUCCUGAGAACUUCACUUAUAAUGCUGCCAUUGAUUCUUUUUGCAGUGUCGGGAUGGUAUCAGAGGCAAGAGAGCUUUUCGAGUUCAUGAGGACAAAGGGUUCAACGAUAUCUUCGCCGACCGCUAAAACUUAUAGUGUAAUGAUUGUGGCCCUUGCUAAGGAUGAUCAGAUGGAUGAAUGCUUUAGUCUUCUUGGUGAUAUGAGGAACACUGGAUGCCUUCCUGAUGUUUCAACCUAUAAGGAUUUGAUCGAAGGGAUGUGUUUAAUAGGCAAGAUUGAUGCCGCAUAUAAGAUACUAGAAGAGAUGGGUAAUAAAGGGUAUCCACCUGAUGUCCUCACCUAUAACUGUUUUCUGAAGGUACUAUGCAAUUUGAAGAAGCCUGAAGAAGCCUUGAUGCUUUGUGAGAAAAUGAUUGAGGUGGGUUGUGAGCCAAGUGUUCACACCUACAACAUGCUUAUUUCAAUGUUUUUCGAGAUGAAGGAAUCAGAGCGGGCAGUUGGCAUUUGGCAUGAGAUGGAUAGGAGAAAAUGUGCGAGAACUGCAGAUACGUAUAGUAUCAUGGUCGAGGGGUUGUUUGAUUGUGAGAGAGUCGAUGAUGCAUGCUCUCUUUUGGAUGAGGUAAUAGAGAGGGGGAUGAAAUUGCCAUUUGUGAAGUUUGAUGCUUUGAUGCGGCGUUUAUCGGAGAUUGGGAAUCUCCAAGCCAUUCAUCGGCUGUCUGAUCAUAUGAGGAGAUUCUACAAUGUUGCCAUGGCUAGACGAUUUGCUAUUAGCCAGAAGAAGAAGAGCAUGAGUUUGAGGGGGAGAUAACAUAUAUUAUUUGCCAAAAUUGGAGUAUAGUUGAAGAAAUGAUUGUGGUUCUGCAAGAAGACCAUGAGUUCUGAUGAUAUGCGUAUGGUUAUUUCUUUUUUUCUUUUUCUUUUUUUGAUACUAUACAAUGUGACGGAUAUUUUAGAAUUAUAUUUGUUUCAACUUUGAGCGCAUUGAUCAUGGCAUACAAUGAGUUGUAUACAAUGUGUUUUGAAGAAAGAAAGGCACCUUUUUGUCGUGUUCUACACCUUGUCAAGAAUAAAGUUGCCCUUUCCUCU